Molecule: messenger RNA, 1497 nt
Organism: Fusarium odoratissimum NRRL 54006
Lineage: Eukaryota; Fungi; Ascomycota; Sordariomycetes; Hypocreales; Nectriaceae
Exons: 1
Coding region: 1-1497 (498 amino acids)
Source: RefSeq, a predicted model, not a curated record
AUGCCCUCAGAUCUGCUUAAGUAUGCUACAGUGUCGCCUACUAAUGACUCUGGGCCCCUAUGCCUACGCUUUCGGGACGCAAUGCAUGAUGCCGAAGACCUGGAUGAUUGGAACACCAUGCCAUCACAAUGGGAUCCUUGGAUCAGAACAUCCAACACAAAAGGGAACUGUAGUUCCAUUCCGACAAGUUUAGAACAGCCCGGAGCCAAAAUACAAAUGCUUCAUAUGGAUGCAAACUCGAGAAUAGCAGAACUCUUGCCCUCCUGCCACUCUGUCAGCAUUCUUGCGAGUCCUACGGUCCGUCGAGUCAUCUUCGAUCGCCGCUCUCAUCAGUUGUUGCAAACCUUUCUGUGGGUCUCAGCGUCGGAAGAACUUCAGCAGUUUUCAUGGCGUUCCCGGGUGGAGAGUUAUUAUUAUCCCGAUGUUCUGUGCCUCGAUCACUUCAAGCGGCAUCGCGCGACAGAACGUCGAAUGAAAAUACGAAACGAACACGCCGAAGGGUUCAUGGCUGCCCUUUUAGAGUUUACUGAGUGGCCUCCAGGCAUUUGGGAAUUGAUGAGAAUUACUCAAAAGAAGGACGAUGUUUUCAAUCAUGGUCGUGAUCGCUUGCUCUUCCAAGGAAUUACGAAUAGUGAGCAAGGGCAACUCCAAUUACCACACAGACCAAUCACCCGCGAGGCAUUCUAUGCUCUUUUGCCAGAGGUCAAUUACGACUGGCGUCUCGCCCACUUCCUCAGCAUGCAUUCGAGCCCCUUCAUCACCAUGAUAAAAGCACAUCUUGCCCCGAUGUUAGCAGCGGGAAAUGGACCCCUGGAACUGCUCCACGUCCGGAGAUUUGACUCAAGAACUAAGACAGCGAUGCAAGAGUGUUUAAACCAAUGCUCCCUAGUAUGCGGCGCCGGAGCCUGGGUACGUCGUAGCACUCUAUGGGCAGCCAAAGGCCUAGCGGGCACGAUUGAUGAACAACCGUGCCCUGACGCCACUACCCCUAUGGCCGGUGAUAGCAUUCGAGUUCUCACAGUUGCUUCCGCAUGGUUGUCAGGAUUCAAUCUAGUCCUCAACAGAGUCUUACGCGAGAACAAUGUGGAAGUAGAGGAAUUAGCCACCAUCCAGGAAUCUGUGAAUGAACAAGCUUACAACCAGAUAUCCCGAGACCUGCUGCAAGCAUAUUCACACCAAGUGGCUUUUGUAACCAAAAAGAAAUUGAAAGAGGGGGAGUUACCGAAGCUGUACAACUUUUUCACAAAGAGACCUUUCAAACCCAACCUAAAUCUUGCGGUGAUCGAUUGGGACUAUCUUUUCGGUCAAGAAAACAAGGUAUUUGGUGUUUAUACGCAUUUGAAGCGUUUGAGUGACGGAGGGACUACUGUUUGCAACUGGACUUGGAUUCCAGCUGGAGUAUGGAGAGAAGUCAGAGAAGAAAUGGAAAAGGUUCGGGAGAAGAAGCAGACUAAGAAGGAGAACAAUAACGAUGAGUAUUGGCAAAAUAAAUUUUAG